CUGACCAGUUAGGCGUGAUUGACAACGCACACAAGGCUUUGGCGGAUACCGAGAAAGACGGCGUGCAAUCCAAGAUCUGUCUUUUUCUUGCAGACCUGCACUCUUUAGCAGUUGACGCACCCAAAACGGGAAAAUGGCCUGAUACUACGGGUAUUAGGAAUAUAAAAAAGCUUCCUGAUUUCAUGAUGAAGAGCGAUAAACCAAUUUAUCCCUCUGAAAAGGUUCUAGGAAAACUCUAUCGACGCUGUCGGAAGUUCAAAGAUACUACAUCUGAAAAAUACGAUCAAAAAGUCCGUUUGGACAAGUCCUUCCUGUUGCCUGGUAACAAUAGUUUCGUUGAAAACGCCAAAGAAGUUUAUUCUUGGUAUCGCGACAAGAUGGAGAGUUUGAUGCGGGUGUACGGCAUCGAAACCGAGGCAGAAAUGAUCACUGGCUGUUUCAUGAAGCUUCGAAAUCGCUUGCGCAAAGAGAAAACUGAAAUCGCCGAACUCCUCGGCGAAGAGCUGUUCGCGAUACGCCCGUACCUUCGUCGUGAAUUCUUUCGUGAAUUUGACAGCGAUGGACAGUGGUUAAAAGGCGAUGUGCUGAUUUCGGAUGAGAUGCGUUUGAAGGCCUCGGCUUGGUACACAGUGGCUUACACGCAUGCGCAUGAGCACGCUGAUGAUUCAGACCCAAGCCCCCAGAAAAGGCUACUCGGUUUUCCUUGGUUUAUCAAUGACGUCAUGCUUGCCAUCAAAACGCAAAAAGAUCGACCUUGUCAGCCCCAGGCCUUAGACGUUUGCGCAACCGUGGGUCAGAGCCUUGUUAGGUUGUUUCACGAAGAGAAGGCCUGGUUACUUAAGGAUUUGAAAGCUCGAAUAAGAACAAAGAACGUUAUAUGUCGCCAUCUGCAGGCCGCUGAUUCCCCUUUCUCGUUGACCAUCAUUGGUUCUACUGCUACACUGCUAUUUCACAAGACUUCGGAUCUGGAUUUGUGCUUUUUACCUCAGGAUACCCAGGCACGAAACAUACUUGCUCUCCCUGUGAUAUCACGACAAGGAAAUAACACUUCGAUUGAGGAAAAAGCGAAAGUAGUGAAGUCCCUGAUUCCUCUCAUGAAGGAGGAGACGUCAAAGCAACAAAAGCAACAAGACAAAAACGUCAAAAAUCUCUUCUGGAAAGUUGGUCUAGUGAACAAAAAGCAUUUCCCUGUCGUCUCAUGCAAGCGGCCAACAGUGAAACUGGUAGAUGGCAGUAAUUGUUCACCAACCCUUACUUGUGAUUUGAGUUCAUCCCCAGACAGUCUGACAAUGGCCGCUUUGCUGUCAAGCUAUGUCAAGUCCUAUCCUCCUCUUUUAUUGGUGCUCCGUGCUAUACAUCGAUGGUGUUGCGUGACAGGGCUGUCGCGCAACGCGGCUGGUGCUGGAAACACUUCAAACAUACUUGCUGCCCUUCUCUUAGCCCAGUGCCUGCACAACAGGCAGAUUGAAAAUUUUAACGAGGAGCACGUUUUGAAAACGGUGGCACACCAAAUGCGAGGUGGCGCAAGAGAUGGUAAGCAGUACAUGGCGUUGGAAAGUGUCAUAGAAUCUCUUGGAGCUCACCAGAACGGCGCCCAUUUUCCUCAGGUGGAGCCAGAUAUAACCCAAAUUGGCCAACUGCUAGUGACUUUUUUUCAAGCACACGACUCGUGUUUUGAAAGAGAGCUCCCACAAUCUCUCACACGUCUUUUCGGUGCACCAAAGCUCUCAGAGCUUCUGGGGAAAGAUCAUCUAGUCCUCGUGAAAGAACAAAUGCAACGUGCCUAUCAGCUUCUGGCGUUAUUUGGAGACGCAGAGAUCAUGUUGACCAUCAGUGGCUCCGAAGAAUACAACGUAAUUUUUCUUUCGCCGCUUCUUUCCUCGUACAUAGCGGGCGUUGAGAAAAGUAAAGCUCGAGAAAUAGCGCGAAAGACUGGAGCGAGGAGCGUCAUCAUUCGCCCAAAUUUUCCAAGGUCACGUUCCUCUACUGUUCUUGAGGUGAAGGGAAGUGAGCCCGCGAUAAGAGCAGUGGAGAGGGAGCUGGAAGAGAUGAGCACACUAGCAUCACGUGACAGGGUAUCGCUCAUGAGUGGCUGUUUUGUAGAAAACGCAAGUCUGCUUGUGUUUGAAGGAAGUCGAAGUCCAAAUGAUCACGUGUCUCUGACACCAUACGAUGGGCGUUGUCAUCAGACACACGACCGAGCGGCCCGGCAUGUCGCUUUGCUAGAACACGACACACACAGCAGAAAUUACGCGUACCUUUGUUUUAGAGAAAAAUUCUUUCAACAACUGCAAAUACUUGAGCGGGAUUUCGAUCCUGAGGUGCAUGGAUGUCGCGAAUUCGCUGUACACUUUGGACGAAUCUAUAUGUUCAAUGUUCCACACACUCUGCUUGAAGAUAGCGAGUCCAUCACUAUUGCGAUGUUGAGAACAAAUAAGCGGAAACCAAGUAUUUUAAAAAAGAAUAGAAGCCCUCCAGAAACAGUCACUUAUGUCAACCAAGAACAAGAACGCGCUCGGCGAAAAAAGAGACGGGCAAAACGUAGUAAGAUAUUCAGCGAAACAAAAAAGAAGCGGAAACGCGGAAAUCCAUCGAGAAGCUCCUUGUUCACAUUUGUUCACUCGCCGGAUAGAGUGGUGACUUUCCUUCAUCGGUUCGUUUUCCAGCAAGAUGGAAAUCCCACUGAAAACUACUCAGUGGACAUUUUGAAUGGAGAGUUAGAAUUUUACGUCAGGUUCGAUGAGAAAUUCAACUUUGUCGAAGUGAAGUUUCCAAAUCUACGCUGGUUUAUGGUGGAUGUCAAGAGGCCAUACCAGCACCGACCAGAUCGUGGCGUCGCACAAGAUGGCGGACACGCAGAUGACAACUUUGUUUUAGACGGCUGGGAAACAGACGUUCGUUUCUUGUUGCAAUCGCGUUAUGCUUUGGCGCAGAAGGACAUCCGGGAUACCAAAUACGCCAAGUAUCAGCGUAUACUGAAACCCAGUUCAUUUCAGAAGCCAUUUACAGUUCAAGAAGAGUUAUGGAAGGAUGUACGACUUAUUCGUCACUACAAGUCCAACAAGUUCACAUGCACUUCACGUGGUCAAGGUGGAUUCUUGAAUGGUCUGACAGCAUACCUCAACGAGGUGACGGAAUAUUCCAGACCAUUAGGGCCAGAGAAAGUCGGUGAAUUCAGAGAAAUACACACUCGUUGGGAAGUGUCUUUAGAGGCAAAGCUUCCAGAAGAUUUAACAGAAAAGGAAACUGUGAAAGCAUUCCUCGAGGAAGUCUGGAAUUACGCGCUUGAUUUGUCCUCAUUCGUAUCGAAGUAAAAUGACGGAUGAUCUAGGUUAGUGCCAGCCAAUUAAGAAGCCUCCUCUAAUUGGACAAUUCUUCACGAGAAAGGUUAGAAUCGCUGAAACGGUUUUGCGUCACAGAAUGUCAAAAUCACUCGAUGCAAGCUCUAGUAGCUUAGAUAAAGGGUGUACAACAAAUUAUUUCUGUACAAUUUCAAGUCAUUUUUUACAUUUCUUGACGUUCAAUUUUAAUGCGCCCUAAGUACGAUUUUAUAAGGGGAUAAUUGUAUAAAAUGUAGGAGGUAUGAAAGUGAACUCACACCUUGAUCAAGAAAUUAAUCUUUUGUCAGGUCAGCGAAUCAGACAUUUUGAUUAAUGUCACGCUCGUUUUUCUUCAGAGGACAAUUUUGUGCUUUUUGUGUUGAGAAUGAAUUCCUUACAAGGAAAAUUCUUUCAGCAUCGUGUUAAAAAAAAACCAUUUAAAGAAGGCGACAGUUUCCUUAGAAUCUUCCAGUUCAGUAGUUAAGGUAAAGUAUGAAUUUAAAUAAAUUUUGCCUAAAAGCCCUCUGAGUUUUGUUAGAAUUUUAGCCCAAUCAGAAAUAAGCACAAAGCUGCUGAAAGCCGCCAACCUAUGCGCAUG
Messenger RNA from Stylophora pistillata, 3918 nucleotides. RefSeq lists its product as uncharacterized. Lineage: Eukaryota; Metazoa; Cnidaria; Anthozoa; Scleractinia; Pocilloporidae. Gene Ontology annotation, biological process: siRNA processing. Gene Ontology annotation, molecular function: ATP binding; DNA binding; hydrolase activity. The record is from RefSeq and is a predicted model, not a curated record. Gene Ontology annotation, cellular component: nuclear RNA-directed RNA polymerase complex.